This is a messenger RNA of Colletotrichum graminicola M1.001, 1575 nucleotides long. Its product is annotated as major facilitator superfamily transporter. Gene Ontology annotation, biological process: transmembrane transport. Gene Ontology annotation, cellular component: membrane. Gene Ontology annotation, molecular function: transmembrane transporter activity. The coding region runs from base 1 to 1575 and encodes 524 amino acids. The record is from RefSeq and is a predicted model, not a curated record. Lineage: Eukaryota; Fungi; Ascomycota; Sordariomycetes; Glomerellales; Glomerellaceae. The transcript has 6 exons.
AUGGCAUCGCCUCAAGAUCUGGAGGCUCCCAUAUCGGAGAAGAAGGUCGCCGUCGUCACGGACCAGUCCGACAACGCGAGCGAGAAGAAUGGCGAGACGGACCUUCUCUCCGUGGAAGCCCGAUACACAGAGGACGAGUUCCAUAAGCUCAAGCGCAAGGUCGACAAGUAUCUCCUCCCGCUCAUGUGGUUCUGCUAUGGCAUCCAACAGGUGGACAAGACCGCCCUCGGCACUCAGGCCAUCUUCGGUCUGCGCGAGGACACAGGGCUGAAGGGACAAGAAUACUCAUGGCUGACGACCAUAUUCUACAUCACAUACAUGUGCUUCGAGUUCCCAAGCAACAUCCUACUCCAGCGUUACAAAAUGGGCCGUACCCUCUCCGUGUAUAUGAUCUGCUGGGGCAUCAUCGUCCUCUGCAUCGGCUUCGCCAAGAACUUCACCCACCUCAUCGUCCUCCGCGCCCUCCAGGGCGCCUUUGAGUGCUGCAUCUCGCCCGGCUUCAUCCUGCUCGUGGGCACCUGGUACAAGACGCAAGAGCACGCCUCGCGGGCGCUCGUGUUCCAGAGCGCCAACGCCGGAUUUGGCGUCAUCGCCUCUCUCAUCAUGUACGGCAUCGGCGCCUCAACGCAGCACAAGGAGGGUGCAGAGCCGUGGCGGUACAUCUCCUACUUCCUGGGCAGUCUCACCACCGCCAUCGGGUGUCUCUGCUUGUUCCUCCUGGGUACACCUUCAGAGGUGAAGUGGCUGAGCGAGGCGGAGAAGGCGAUGGCGAGCGCGCGCAUCAUGUCCAACAACACCGGCCACGACCGCACCGCCAUCAAGGGGUGGAAGUGGAAGCAGGUCCGGGAGUGUUUUGUUGACCCCUGCUUCUGGUUCGCCGGCUUGAACGCCUUCCUCAGCUCCGUGCCCAACGGCGGCCUCACGACCUUUGGCAACAUCAUCAUGACUUCGUUCGGUUUCACCAACCUCCAGACCAUCCUCAUCGACAUCCCCCGUUCUGUCCUGUCCGUUCUCAUCUUCAUCACCGUCGGCCUCGUCACCAGCAGGCGCGCAAACCUCCGUCUCUGGAUCAUGGCCUCGUCGGUGCUCCCGCCCUUUGCCGGCUUCCUCGGCAUGUCCCUUCUCCCCAACGACCCGGCCAUCAAGUGGUCCAAGUGGGGGUGCUACUUCAUCACCGUGCCCUUCGUCCUCGGCCUCUUCCUCGCCUGGUCCCUGAUCCCGAGCAACACGGCCGGCCGCACCAAGCGCACCAUCACGAGCAGCUUCACAUUUGUGGGCUACUGCGUUGGCAACAUGGUCGGCAGCCAGAUCUUCCGCGCAAAGGACGCGCCCAAGUACACGCCCGGCACCAUCGCGUGCGCCAUCUGCUUCGGCCUCGAGUUCACGCUGAUCCUGACGUGGCGUUGGAUUCUGGUGAGGCGGAACAAGAAGAGGGACGCCGACAUGGCCACCGACGGCCUCACGGCCGAGGAGAGGGCGAGGCGGGGAAAGGAGUACGGCGAGCAGGAUUACACCGAUUUUGAGAACCCCUACGUGAGUAGCCCCGUCAACCCCCGUCAGAAAGGCGGACGCUAA